GUAGGUGAUAUCGUGCGAGCACUCUUUAACUUAUAUGACUACCUUUUGUUAACCUUUAUAUCCAUAAGAACAAAAUAAUGAAAGAAAGAUCAUUGCUGUACAAAUCCUUUCAAAUGAACAACUAACGUACAAACAAUGCGCAUCAAAGUCAGAUGCUUCCCUACUACAUCCUUCUUCUUGCCAAUAACACGCUUCAUGUGCCGCCAGAUUUUGUUCUUUCUCUCAGUCCUCCUAGUAGUACUGUUGUUGGUGUUAAUACUCAGCAAAUUUUGGAGAUAUUCAGAAUUUUCAGAAUAUGAGCAUUCUAACGUUUUUUGGCUUUGGAAAGACGUAAUUUUAUCGCCAGCUGUAUGUCCUACUUCAUGUUUUCGUGGAUAUUUUUCGUUAUUUGACAACCUAGCCUGUAUAAUUUGUCACAGUCAUUUUGAUUUUCUUGACUUAUUGUUAAGUUUUCCGUUGUAUAAGUGAAGUCAUUUUGGUAAGACUUCUCGACGAAGUACCUAGGAUGUAUUUGUAAUUUUUGAGUUACCUCAAAAUUCUGGCGCUGCAGUUGUGCUUAAACUUUAGUCUAUGUGAUACAAUUUGGGCUCCUGAUCGAUAUCUUAACUGUUGGAUGUAAUUGCCGUAGGUAACAUCGGAUACGGUUAGUAUGCUGCUUGUUGUAUAUAUCUGUUUAUUAACGGCUGUAAGCUAAGGUAAGAACUGUUAAAGUUCGUUUCAAUGUCUUUAUUUUCAACCAUUUUAGUGUGGUGAACAGUAAACUAGAUACAUAGCUGAAACAUAACUACUCAAACAAUGCAAAUCAUUUAUUCUCAACGUAGAACCUGUACAUCGGUUCAAGUUGCCAUGCCACACUAGCACAAAUAUGUCAGACCAAAUCAAUGAAUAAGUUAUUAAAAGUAUAAUAAGAAUGAUUAAGCAUCGAAGAUAUGAUUUGAGGAUAGAAUAUAAAUUAGUGAAUCAAAAACAGAAAAUGGUAUGAGAAAUUUAAAAUCUCAGAUUUUGGAGGAAGAUAAACAAUAAGUGCAUAUAUGCCAUUGCAAACAGUUUUGAGCCAUGUCAUCCAAAGUCUCUAACUAUUGGUUGCGAUAAUCACGUGGGCCCCAAUCAGGUAACCUAUACCUAUUAACAUGACGGUUCAAUUGUCAUCGACCUCAUGGACUGAUGCUACAUUUUGGUUUGACCUCCCCUAGCUCUUCUCCAGUCCGCUCCUGCACCAGAAUACAUUGCCCAUCGACGUAGGCGGUAGUCGGGCAUACUUGAUAUAUACUAUGUUGGUCAAACAGAUUAUGUUGGCUAAAAUAAUACCGUUUUUCUGAAAAAUAGUCAUGUGUUACAAUACUCCCAUCCACACGUUUCUGCGAUUUUUAAUGCUGAUUUAAACUGUCACAAAAUCAUUAUGGAUUUACUUAGCGUACUUAGUUGUUUGAAUAAUUAAUAUUGGUUUUUCAUUUUAUUAUAGUUGAAAUAUUGUGCGAAAUGACCAUUACCUAAAACUGCCAAGCUUCCUUCGUACUUUGAGAAUGUCUGACUGUGUAGUAAUGUUUAGUCAUUGGUGUGUUUGCUUUCAGCCCAUUCAGACUCAUUUAAUUUUAAUCUUUUGCAGGAUUCUUUAUGGCUAGAACCAGUUCAUUUGCAGUAUCCUAAAAAUAUACGUUUUGUCAUAAACAAAUCAUUAGAAACUUCAGGUCCGUUGUCUCAUUUAUUACCACUCAGUUCAAUUCCAAAUCUACGACAAUAUAUUUCAAAUAUUAAUAAGGUGCAAUACGUAAAAAACGAAGACCUGUAUGGUCAACUACCAACAAGAGAUAAUUUCAACUCUACAAGAUCCUCUCCUAAACAUGUUAUGAUAAUACAAGUAGGCUAAUAAGUGAUUUAUAUUUAAUAAAAGUUUUUUAUUUCAUACGUAACAAAUGCAAUCGAAUCAAUGUUUUCAUAAUGAUACUCCCAAGUAAAAAAAAACCGAGAUUGAUGUUUCUCACCUUAAAAUUCAAUUUGUAGUUUGAUUUGAUAGCAAUGGUUUGCAAACCAAGCAUUAUUUUGUGGGUCUUGCGUCCUCUGAGCUGAACGGUUUUGUUGACCUUGCUGCUUAAUACAAAAAAAAACAGUCAGCUGAAAAGACAGAGUUCUAACCAUGAGAGAAGACAGUCAUAAUAAAUGUGUGAUUAAUGAUAGCACAAUUAUGGAAGGCAUCUAAUCAAAUUUCUUGUUGGCUAAACGAGCUGUCGAUUAAUUAUAAAUAGUGCCCUGGUACGGCCGAGGGUGGGGAGAGCCCACUCUCCCUCUCGAAAUGCUCUCUCAUGGCUACGCAUAUACAGCCAUUACCAGAGAAGUCCUAUUCACUUUCCUUCUCGUGGCGGGGGUGUUGUUUACGAAAUUGAGAGGACAAAAAGCGAAUGUUCGGCGCUUUAACCGGGUCGGUGAACACGGGGGGUCCAUUUUUUCUUAUAAGCACCCUCCAUUAUCUAUCUCUUCACAUUCUCAUUGUUAUUGUGUUGCGCGUAUGUAUUUGAUGCCCCUUUAUACUAAUAUGUGUUCAAAUAAAUAAAUAAAUAAUAAACUCAUUUUUAAGUUAUGUAUUGUUGGUGUUAUUUGAAAAGGCAAUAAAAGCUCCAUGAUUAAACCGUUCAGUUUCGUGAGCACAACACGAAGACAGUUUAAAUAUAGUGGUUUUUAAUUAGAAAACGCUUGCUCAGAGUGGUCAGAUGACUUGCUUAUAUGUAUGAUGAGAUCAUGCUUAAUAGUUGCUAAACACUACCAUAUAUAUAUUAGUCUGUAGUAGAGAUUUCAGCAUUCGGCUGUUCAAACAACCACCAGUUGCUUAUGUAACAGAGAUGCAGUGUUUCUUUGCUGGGCUUUCACAAUAAAUAAGUUAUAGAAAUUUAAACGAAUAAUUGAGUAGUAUUAUUACUAGCCAUCACACCCACAAACAGUGUGUUUGUAGGCCUCCACACCAAUUUCUAUUCAGUAAGCUAGUUGCAUUAAAUGAGAUAGUAUUUAAAUAAAAAACAAUGAUUGAAUAAAUGUUUUAAAAAUUCAGAUGGUUUGAUCGUCAUAUUCUGACAUAUAUGUGACGAUGAUAUAAUUACUCGUAAUUCAUGUCAGUAUAAUCUAGGUACGAAUGUCUUAUUAAUUUGCAUUUUUCUGUUGAAAGAAACAAGGAUUCUGAGUUCAGAUAAGUUCAUAGGCAUAGUCAAUCAUAAAUGCUGUUUUUUAAACUGGUUAAGACCGACUUAUCUUACUAAAGAGGAGUACUGUGGAUUUAUUUCUUCUUGGAUUAACAGUAGACUAGUUAUGUUUGCAGACACCGAGGUCAGUUGUUUCUUAGCAAGCGCAGCACUGUUUUUAGUUUGUCCUCAGUUUAUUUUUAGGUUUAGUUGUCACAUCACUUUAUGAAGUAACCUUGUUUCUUCAACCCUGUACGAGAUUUAUAUCAUUGAUUUACAGGUAUGCUGGAUAACAUUUUUCAGAAAGCAUUGUUCAAUAAACGGUACUUUAAAGUUUCAAAUAAUUUCCACGAGACUUUACUACUGAAAGGACUUAAAUCAAGCUCAUUUCAGCAUCAGCAAUCGAUCAUAUGUUAUUGCGUUACUUAUGUUAUUUAUUCCAUUUGGAAGCUCAGUUUACUCUCUCGGUCAUACAUAAUUUUAUCUUUGUUCGGUAAACUUGUACCAGUGCUGAAAUUGAAAUAGCUAUUGUCAAGUUAACUUUCAAAUAUUUUAGAAUAUCCAUUAACUAAACUUACUCUUUUCAAGUCCUGUUUUCAUAGACUGUGAUUAGAAUUGAUAAAAAAUGAUUAUAUUUGGCUUAUUGUGAUCCAACCAAUGCUUCCAUCAUCAUUCAAUCAAAUCAGUGUGGCUUCUAAUUAUCUGAUGUUUUCUGUUCAGGUUCAUAAUAGAUCUAUAGAGUUAAGUCUGUUAAUUGAAUCGUUACGACGUACAAAAGGAAUCGAAACAGCCCUUAUUAUUUUUUCACAUGAUUUCUAUUCUGAUGAAUUGAACAAUCUUAUCGGAUCUAUUCGCUUCACUCGUACUGUUCAAAUUUUUUAUCCCCAUUCAAUGCAACUAUUUCCAAACACCUUUCCUGGUACUGAUCCAAGAGAUUGUAAUAGUAGAAUAAAACCCACUGAAGCUAUGAAUAUAGAAUGUUUAAAUGCUCGUUGGCCAGACACAUUUCAGCAUUAUCGUGAAUCACAUUUUACUCAAAUUAAGCAUCAUUGGUUGUGGAAAAUUGAAUUCGUAAUGAAUCAUUUUUAUCCAACAAAAUAUUAUAAGGGUUACUUCAUCUUAUUAGAAGAAGAUCAUUUUGUUGUAGAAGAUAUUUUAUAUAUGUCGGAAUUUAUUAGUAAAAAUAUUUGGAGGUAUGUUUUAAAUAUUAUUACAAGUGAAUACAUUUAUAUAAUCUGACUGGUCUAAAUCGCUGAUCAUCCUAAGAAGAGAAAAAGUCCUAUCGUAUCAAUCACAAACAAAUCAAAUUGACCAAUACAGUUUUUAAAAUAUUAACUUCAAUAACACGUCAACGCUUAAUGAGAGCUUGUAAACAGUAAAAUAGAAAAAAAAACUUAGGCUGUUUUCAGACCUGAACGUGGAUCUAUAGACUAAAUAUUCAGUCUUCGAUAGGUCCUGGACUUAGAUAUAUUUUUUGACGUCCGACAAUAGUUGUCUUUCUUGAUCUUAAGAUAGCAUUCGACUCCGUUGAUCGUAAGGUUCUAUAUCAUUGUCUGUCUCUAAGAGGCUUACUAAAGAAGUACAUCAACCAUGUACAGGAUCUCUACUCGAACACUAGUUGUCUAGUCAGAGCCACCUUUGGAACGGAUAACUUCAUGUGGUGUUCUUCAGGGUUGUCCACUUUCGUCAUUUUUUAAAAAGUUUGUCAUAAAAAAGUUUUUAGUGAUAACUGAUACGAUAUUCAAGUCUUUAUUAGUUGUAGAAUGAGCGACCUAUAAGUUAAUUUCCUCCAAUCGCCUAAGACAUUAUGUUUAUUCUGUGUUCAUGCUUUGUAUAUAAGUAUGUCAUUUUAUUACCUUAAAAAUUAUUCAUCUGGUUUGUGGUCUUGUCUUUGACUUCCAAUUACUCAAGGGCCUUAGUCAAUUAUACGGUCUCGUGAGUAGCCACCUCUUGGUUCCAUUGUAUCAUAUGGUUUAUCUGUCAAUUAGCAUUCUAUUAAUCGAUUUUGACAACCAAAAUUUCUGUUGUUGGCUUGCAGUACGCAGGUGAUAUAGUUCUUUUUGGUGAAGACACUGACAAAAUGCAGUCUUUUUACAACCGUAAGCAACAAUGUCAGCUUGUUUGGAACGUAAUUCCCUUCAUUGAAAUGCAUAGUGUUUCUUUGGCACUGACUUGCAUCAGGGCCCGAAUUGUUGAUAGAGAGUGAAUUAGUUGAGUCUACCGAUUGCUUCACUUAUAUUGGGAGUCUUAUCAGUCCUGAUAGGCUAGUGUCUGGUGAAAUGUUGACACAGAUUUGUAAAGCUCGAUCUCUGUUUAUUGAACUGUCACUGGUGGCGUAUCCGACAUAUCCUUUUACCAACCAAAGGACGCGUUUACUGCUCAGCACUUCACUCUGUCCUACUUUAUGGGUGUGAAAUGCGGUCAUUAAGGAUAGAAGACAUUCACAGGUUAAUAGUAUUCGACUGUAAGUGUCUUCGAAGGAUUGCUCAUGUGUUUUUGGACCAUCGAAUAAGUGAUGCCGAAGUUGGGAAUAGAGUAUUAGGUAAAGAUGGCAAGUCAGUUGUUGCGGUAAUCUUUAUCAACUGAGGUGGUUAAGCUAUGUGGUUGCGUAUGCCUAACUAUUAGCUACCUCAACGGGCGAUGUUGUUUUACCAUAGGAGUAGGUUAGAAGAAAACUAGGAGCGGUAAAACCAAGACGUUGCACCAGUCCAUCAACUUAUCGACAAUUGGACUGAGCCAUGUAUGUGGGUAUAAGCUACCUGAUUGGGUUCCAUGUUAUUAUUGUAACCAAUGGUUAGAGACUUUAGGCGACAUGCUUCAGAAUCGUUUGCAAGGGUGCAAGUGCAUUCACUUCUUGUCUUCCUCUAGAACCUGAGUCUCAAAAUCUUUCUUUUACCUUUUGUUAUGAUUUUCUCUUAUUACAACCCAGCUAUUCCUAUUGCUUAGUAUUCUCGGACACCAAUUCACACGACAAGUCCCCAAAUCAGAACACGGUUGAGCAGGAAAGAGAUUAUAUUCCAAAUAACAAGGUUAGAUGGGAGUAAGAAGCACAAUAGGGAAAACGUUAGUAUAUUUAUAGUUUUUACAUGAGAUUUCUAGAGUGUUCUCCAAGUACCAAAGCAAUCGUGCAUUGAGCAUGCUUAAAUCCAAUCUAUGUCCCGCUAACACCUUUCUUUUUCCAUGUCUGAUCUUUUACUACUACUGAUACUGUUACUACUUCUACUUCUGUGGAAUUUGUUUUGAAGUAAUUUCAUCUCGUCUUAAUGUGAUAUGACAACUUGAAGUGAAGCACAUGUGUCAGGCUCUACAUUGCAUAUAAUGAUGACGAUGAAUGACUAUUCUUCACUAAUUGCGUAACACUCCACUGUGUAUGCAGGUGAAAUGAAGACAGUACAUAUUUUCACGCGAACUCAGAUAUGCACUUCAAAAAAUGUAUGCAAAUUACAACAAGAGCAACCUUAUCAUUUCUUUGUUGAUGGGUUCAUAUUUUGGUUAGUUUAUUGUAAAAAGAAGAUUAAAUUAUAGUUUUUAAUGUUCUCUUUUUCAACGGUUCUCUUAUAGAAUUUAUUGUAUUUAAUGUUUACAGAGUCUUUC
Messenger RNA from Schistosoma haematobium, 6761 nucleotides. RefSeq names its product Alpha-1,6-mannosyl-glycoprotein 2-beta-N-acetylglucosaminyltransferase. Gene Ontology annotation, cellular component: Golgi membrane; Golgi stack. The coding region runs from base 3825 to 4406 and encodes 193 amino acids. The transcript has 5 exons. Gene Ontology annotation, molecular function: alpha-1,6-mannosylglycoprotein 2-beta-N-acetylglucosaminyltransferase activity. Lineage: Eukaryota; Metazoa; Platyhelminthes; Trematoda; Strigeidida; Schistosomatidae. The record is from RefSeq and is a predicted model, not a curated record. Gene Ontology annotation, biological process: oligosaccharide biosynthetic process; protein N-linked glycosylation.